This is a messenger RNA of Rosa rugosa (rugosa rose), 1956 nucleotides long. RefSeq names its product probable pectinesterase/pectinesterase inhibitor 7. Gene Ontology annotation, molecular function: pectinesterase inhibitor activity; pectinesterase activity. Lineage: Eukaryota; Viridiplantae; Streptophyta; Magnoliopsida; Rosales; Rosaceae. Bases 70 to 1752 code for a protein of 560 amino acids. The transcript is spliced from 2 exons. Gene Ontology annotation, biological process: cell wall modification. The record is from RefSeq and is a predicted model, not a curated record.
UCAUGUAGCUAAUCCACUACUACACAAUAUUACAUCACAGUUCAUAUAGGUCUAGCUAAUCCAAACCUCAUGGCUUCUUCUAAAUCCCUAGUUACAGCUUCACUUCUCAUUCUUCUUUCUCUCUUUGCCUCCCUAUCUUUUGCUGCCGACACCACAGCUCCAACUACUCCUGUAUCUUCAGGGACACUAUGCAAGGAUACCCCGGACCCUUCUUACUGUAAAUCAGUCCUUCCCAACCAAACAUCCUCUACCGUUUAUGAUUUUGGACGAUUUUCCGUCCGAAAAUCCCUGUCCCAAGCCCAGAAGUUUCUAACCUUAAUCGACAAGUACCUCAAACAAAGGUCCUCUUUGUCCGUCCCCGCCGUCCGAGCCCUCGAGGACUGCGGGCUCCUCGCGGGGCUCAACAUGGACUUCUUGCUCAACUCAUUCCAAACCGUCAACAAAACCAGCAGCCUUCUUUCUACUCUCAAAGCCGACGAUGUUCAGACCUUUUUGAGUGCUAUUCUAACAAACCAACAGACGUGCUUGGACGGCAUACAAUCGGUAGCUUCCUCUUGGGGACUGAAAAACGGGCUCUCUGUCCCUCUCCGCAACGACACCAAGCUCUACAGUGUCUCCCUAGCUCUCUUCACCAAGGGUUGGGUCCCCAAGAAGAAGAAAGGGAGUGGCGGUAGGACCGGGAGGAAGAGCGGGUUCAAAAACGGACGGAUGCCGAUGAAAAUGUCGAGCAAAUCGCGCGCGGUUUAUGAGGCAGCGAGCCGGAGGAAGUUGGAGGACGAUGAUGGCGUGUUGGUGAGUGACGUGGUGACGGUGAGUCAGGAUGGUAGUGGCGACUAUACUACUAUUACUGACGCCAUUGCCGCUGCACCGAAUAACUCUGCCGCGGCUAAUGGCUACUUCAUGAUCUAUGUGACGGCCGGUGUUUAUGAAGAGUAUGUGUCUAUUGCAAAGAACAAGAGGUAUUUGAUGAUGGUUGGAGAUGGGAUCAACCAGACGAUUCUCACCGGUAAUCGGAGUGUUGUUGAUGGAUGGACAACUUUCAACUCUGCAACAUUUGCUGUUGUUGCACCCGGAUUUGUAGCCGUAAACAUGACAUUCCGCAACACCGCUGGAGCCAUCAAGCACCAAGCGGUCGCAGUCCGAAAUGGCGCAGAUCUAUCCACAUUCUAUAGUUGCAGCUUCGAGGCGUACCAAGACACCUUAUACACACAUUCCCUAAGGCAAUUCUACCGAGAAUGUGACAUCUACGGAACAGUGGAUUUCAUCUUUGGAAAUGCAGCAGUUGUUUUCCAAAACUGCAACAUAUACCCUCGGCUUCCAAUGAGCGGCCAGUUCAAUGCCAUCACUGCUCAGGGACGAACCGACCCAAAUCAAAACACUGGCACUUCGAUCCACAAUUGCACUAUCCGAGCCGCCGAUGACUUGGCUUCGAACAAUGGAACUACCAAGACUUAUCUUGGUAGGCCAUGGAAGGAGUAUUCUAGAACAGUUUACAUGCAGACUUUCAUUGAUAGUGUGGUUGAUUCAGCUGGGUGGAGAGCUUGGGAUGGAGACUUUGCUCUUAGCACAUUGUAUUAUGCAGAGUACAAUAACACAGGGCCAGGAUCAAACACUACAAACAGAGUUACAUGGGCAGGAUACCAUGUGAUUACCAACUCUAGUGAUGCUUCUAACUUUACUGUGUCCAAUUUCUUGCUGGGAGAUAAUUGGUUGCCUCAAACAGGAGUGCCUUACACUGGUGGCUUACUUUGAGAAAUUAAGUUGAACUUAGCUAGCUAAUUUGUUCCUUCAUUUUUUAUGUUUUAUUUUGCCAUUGUUUUAAGUGAAGUAAUAAGUAUGUAAUACCCAAUUAAGCUUAGUUGCUGGUUUUGAAUAUUGUUAUUGAAUCCCAGAAAUGUCAAUACUGUGAAACUAUAGAUUCUAAAUUAAUUAAGAACAGUGAAGCAGUUUCCAUUA